Molecule: messenger RNA, 417 nt
Organism: Prorocentrum cordatum
Lineage: Eukaryota; Dinophyceae; Prorocentrales; Prorocentraceae
Source: the annotation of a GenBank genome assembly
AUGGCACCACUGGUGAAGUGUUCUUGCCUGGCUUGUGCAGAUAAGAAUGUUGAAGCAGAGGAUGCUUUGUGUCUCAACUGCAUUUGCGACGGCGUCUGCCCACCAUUGCCAACGCUUGCAUCGGCAGACAACUCGCGUUUUCGAUGCUUGAGCCGCCAACUCUCCAACAGCGAGCUUGCUUUACUACGCACAGACUCUGCUACGAGCACGUCCCUAGAAAUCGAUCGAACCACUUUGCCGACAUCGGUCUCCCUAAGUAAAGUCUUGGACACCGUACCUAAGCAUCUCAAGGCUUCCAGCGCGUCCAACAACCUGCAUGGCGAGGUAGUGCCAGACAACAAGAUGCCCUUCAAACGUUGCACCUCAGACUGCAUGGUGUCCACACCGCUCAGGUCCGCGCACGGUGCCCCGUCGUGA